Molecule: messenger RNA, 1008 nt
Organism: Canis lupus familiaris (dog)
Lineage: Eukaryota; Metazoa; Chordata; Mammalia; Carnivora; Canidae
Gene: ARHGEF39
Product: Rho guanine nucleotide exchange factor 39
Exons: 9
Coding region: 1-1008 (335 amino acids)
Biological process (GO): positive regulation of cell migration
Cellular component (GO): plasma membrane
Molecular function (GO): guanyl-nucleotide exchange factor activity
Source: RefSeq, marked validated
AUGGAGACGUCGGGCGCCGGCGGACGGUGCCCGGUGCAAGAGCAGCGUGCCCGCUGGGAGCGGAAGCGCACCUGCACUGCCCGGGAGCUGCUGCAGACCGAGCGGCGCUACCAGGAACAGCUGGGGCUGGUGGCCACGUACUUCGUGGGGAUUCUGAGAGCCAAGGGCACCCUGCGAGCGGCCGAGCGCCACGCCCUGUUUGGGCCCUGGGAGCUCAUUUACGGCGCCAGCCAAGACCUGCUUCCCUACCUUGAAGGAGGGCACUGGGGACAGGGGCUGGAAAGCUUCUGCCCUCACCUUGAGCUCUACACCCAGUUCGCUGCCAACGCAGAGAAGUCGCGGACCACCCUGCAGGAGCAACUAAAGAAGAACAAACGUUUCCGGAGGUUUGUGCGACUUCAGGAAGGCCGCCCUGAGUUUGGGAGCCUUCGUCUUCAGGACCUGCUCCCUCUGCCUCUGCAGAGACUCCAGCAGUAUGAGAAUCUUGUCAUGGCUUUGGCUGAAAAUACAGUUCCUAGCAGCCCUGACCACCAGCAGCUCACACGGGCUGCCCGGCUGAUAAGUGAGACUGCCCAGAGAGUCCACAGCAUUGGUCAGAGACAGAGGAAUGACCAGCACCUCCGGCGCAUUCAGGCUUUGCUCAGCGGCCGCCAGGCAAAAGGACUCACCUCAGGUCGCUGGUUCCUGCGCCAGGGCUGGCUGUUGGUAGUGCCUCCCCGUGGGGAGCCUCGGCCCCGAAUGUUCUUCCUCUUCUCUGAUGUGCUCCUCAUGGCCAAACCUCGACCCCCACUGCACCUGCUGCAGAGUGGCACCUUUGCCUGCCGUGCCCUCUAUCCCAUGGCCCAGUGUCAACUCCACAGGGUCUUUGGCCACUCAGGAGGCCCCUGUGGUGGACUGCUCAGUCUGUCCUUUCCCCACGAGAAGCUACUGCUUAUGUGCACUGACCAGGAGGAGCUGUUGCACUGGCACCACAGUUUGACUUUGGCCAUCAGCAGUCAGAAGAACUAG